Mycena indigotica is the source of this 1083-nucleotide messenger RNA. RefSeq names its product L30e-like protein. The transcript is spliced from 5 exons. NCBI's taxonomy places the organism in Eukaryota, Fungi, Basidiomycota, Agaricomycetes, Agaricales, Mycenaceae. The record is from RefSeq and is a predicted model, not a curated record. The coding region runs from base 1 to 1083 and encodes 360 amino acids. Gene Ontology annotation, cellular component: ribonucleoprotein complex. Gene Ontology annotation, biological process: ribosome biogenesis.
AUGGGAUUGUUGACACAUCGACGAAGAGCAAUCAUUAGUUGCUUGGUCCAAGUCGACCCCCGUAGAGAAUGCAGAGCCUUCAGGGCAAUGAAGCACCUCUCAAAUCAGCUGGAACACUGCGACCCAGCCAAGACCCAGCUGUUCAAGCUACUCAACAAAUAUCGUCCUGAAACCAAGGCCGAGAAGAAAGCUCGCCUCACAGAGACUGCUGCUGCCGUUGCUGAUGGCAAAGAUGCUUCCAAGGACACCAAGAAGCCGCUUUUCGUGAAAUACGGUCUCAACCACAUCGUGGCACUGAUUGAAGCCAAGAAAGCCUCGCUUGUCGUUCUCGCUCAUGAUGUUGACCCCAUCGAGCUCGUUGUUUUCCUACCCGCGUUGUGUCGCAAGAUGGGUGUGCCCUAUGUCAUCGUCAAGGGAAAGGCACGCCUCGGCACCGUUGUCCACAAGAAAACCGCUGCUGUCGUCGCUCUCCAGGACGUCAAGAGCGAGGAUGCACGGGAACUUGCUACUAUUGUCAGUGCUGCCAAGGCCAAUUUUUCCGACAAGUACGAGGAGCAGCGUCGUCAAUGGGGUGGAGGUGUUCGUGGAAACAAGUCCGCUGCCAUGCUGCGCAAACGUGCCAAAGCCUCUGUUCUGUUCAAGCCCGCCUCAAAGCCCGACAUCUUCAGACACACUCUUUGUUACUUGGCUGGGGACACUCGAUCCACUUGUUAUUGUCUGCUCAUUCAUUUUCGCAAAUAUUCGAUCAGCCUCAACCUCUUGUUCUCGCGCAUCACCGCACAAAGCUUUGGCCAUCGUCGGCUAAACGCAUCCAGCCGCUGCGAGCUUCCAGCGUAUAAAAGCUCGCCGGAAUUGAGAGGACGACCAGGCUCGCCUACAACUCGCUCACUCACUUGUUCAAUGGACGCGUUCACCAACACCAUCAUCCCCGCCAACAUCGAGGACAUCACCGUCCCUCCCGUCAACGAAGACGGCGGCAACGGCUCCAGCGGAAGCUGCGUCGUUUGCAAGGAGGACACUUCUCUGGCGCCAGUCAACCAGGACGGCGGAAACGGCUCGAGCGGCAGCUGCGUUAUCGCAUGA